Naumovozyma castellii is the source of this 708-nucleotide messenger RNA. RefSeq names its product GET complex subunit GET1 (gene GET1). The transcript has a single exon. The coding region runs from base 1 to 708 and encodes 235 amino acids. The record is from RefSeq and is a predicted model, not a curated record. NCBI's taxonomy places the organism in Eukaryota, Fungi, Ascomycota, Saccharomycetes, Saccharomycetales, Saccharomycetaceae.
AUGUCCGCUACAAAUUGGGUAAUCCUAACAUCGCUAACAUUUAUCUUUAUUGGAAAGUUUCUCCAAUACUCCACCUCCUACCAUGAGAAUUGGCUCAAUAAGAUUGCUCUCGUUAUGUCUACUAACAAUGACUCGUACAAAACUUACGAGAAAAAGCUAAAAGAACGUUUGCAACUACAAGAGGAAAACCAUUCUAUCUCAGCACAGGAUAACUACGCUAAGUGGACCAAGAAUAAUCGUAGAUUGGAAAAAUUGAAUGAAGAUUUAAAAUCGUUAUCUGAACAAUUGAAGGUACAAAGAAACCAAACCACCAAAUUAUUGAAAAGUGUCAAACUUGUAUCCUUGACGGUUCCAUUCUUAAUAUUAAAGUUGUGGAAGGGUAAGUUUCCUGUUUACUAUUUGCCUCAUGCUGAAGUAUUUCCAAAGAUCAUCGGCGGAGUAUUGAGUCAAGGUUGGUUAUACUUGGGUUUGUUACCAUUGAGGAUUCUAAGAGGUGGCAACAAAGUGGAGGAACUGGAUAUUGUGCCUAAAGUUAGCGUUUCUUUAGGAAUUUGGAUAUGGGCAUUUACUAGUGUACUUGCUACCUUAGAAUUUUUGGUGAAUCAGUUCGUUUUUACCAAGAAAUUAAACAAGCCUAUUCUCAAGACUGCUCCAACUGAGGCUGAGAAAGUGGAAUUUAUUACACAUGAUGAGGUUGAACUAGACUAG